Dracunculus medinensis (Guinea worm) is the source of this 1455-nucleotide messenger RNA. The record is from the annotation of a GenBank genome assembly. NCBI's taxonomy places the organism in Eukaryota, Metazoa, Nematoda, Chromadorea, Rhabditida, Dracunculidae.
AUGUUUUGUCACUGUGAUUUACAGGAUGUCGACUGCAUUUCACAUCAACAGCGGCUUUUUCCCAAAUGUUUGUAUAAGAUCGAUGAAAAUAUUCCACCGCUAACUUGCGUCGAGGCAAUUGAAAAAUGUCAUGCAGAAAACAGAUGCCACCGAUUCUUAUCAAUUUUUUUCGAUUAUUGUCCUGUAAAUGAAGCGCAAUGUAGGCUAUCGGAAUUUGAACACUGCAGACACGCUUUAAUUGCUGUACGUGGCACUUAUUUGGAAUAUCCUUGUUAUUGCUUCCAAAACGAUCAUAACUGCUUGCGGUAUCAAAAUGCUAUGCUUCCUAAAAAUCCUUGCAUCGAACAAGCAAUGAUUGACUAUGGUGCAGACAUAAAGGGGAAUGCUAAGAAGGAAACGGUUAAUUCAAUUAGCCAUUCAUUUAAUGCAAUGAAUAAGGCAGUAGAUCCAGGUGAAGCCAAGGAUUAUUCUAUAAAUAAUGAAUGGCGCAGUAUUUCAUCAUCGCAAGAAAAUAAUGAACAAAGUCUUCAAAGCACUAAAGAUUUUAAAAGUGAUAUAGGCAUAAAUAUGCAUCACACUUCAUCCGAUAAAGCUCAACCUGUUAAUGCAUUCGAUGCUCGGAAAAACUCAGCAGAAAAAGUUAAAGCUAUAAAUAAGAUAGCUGGAACUCUGUCUCACGAAAAAACUAACGAACACAAUAUAUAUAUUAACAACGAUAUGCACAGCAAUUUAGCUGAUAAGAAAGCAAACCAAGCGAAAUUAAAUCGGAGUCACAAGAACGAAAUUACCAAUAAAUAUGAUCAAAAAAAUCUAUAUGUUAUCGAUACCAAUAAUAAUGUAAUGGAAAUAAUUAAUACUGAAAGAAGUGACACCACAACCAACGAAAAGAUAAGCAAUGGUCGAACUGAUUUCGAUAACAAGACAAAAGUGAAUGAAGGUAGUAGUAGCAGUACUGAUUAUCGAAAAUAUGACAAAAAUGAUCGGCAACAACCAUUUGAUAAUUUAAUAGAUGUUUCGAAGCCAGUUAUUGUUGGAAGUAUAUAUUCAGACGAAGAGAAGAGAAGUACCUCGAUUUCCGACAAAGCAAAACCUCUAGCAAAAAUGAAACCUUCAUUAUCGAAAUCUGCACCAAAAAAUAAAAUGGAACUCGAGGAAACUGAUUAUAAUGAGCGAUACCAGGCAAUCAAGUUCAUGAAUUAUACUCCUCCUCCUGAAGGAGGGUGUGCAUCGAGAGAUUUCAAUGGUAAUUGGAUAAUCCAUCGUAAAGGAUCAACUAUAAGACGCUAUUAUGAUUGGGCUGGUCGGUGUUCUUCUUGGUGUAUAUGCAUGGAAAAUGAACAGUUAAGUUGCACUAAACUGCCAUGCUUAGAUGAGGGGAACUGUAAAGCUCCACUUUCUGAAGUUGGUCAGUUUAUCUUAAUUCGAGUUUCAUGUCAUGAUAAUGUGGAAUAUUAA